AGUUUUGAUUGGUGUAAAAUAUUCUAAUUCGAUCGUAUCUCUUUGCUGGCUCUAAAUUUAUAGACGAUGAAUUAAGUUUAUUACGCUGAAUUAUGUUGAUUAGAAGGGUUUGGUGGCCGAGCAAUCGACCCUCGAUAAGAAGAGAAGUCCAGUCUGGUCUCCAUUCACGAGCCCGAGUGGAACGCGGGAAUGGGAUCCGCUGGUGCGGAGGCUAAACCCUACCUCCCAAGUCCCGACCCGAGAAACGAGGGGUGCGUCCCGCGCGACUUCCUCCGCCUCCAGCUUACUAACACUGAAUGACGCUCCGUCCGCCGAUCUCGUUCCCUUCGCCCUUUCCUUUCUGUUACCGUCUCCGGCGAAGAAGAGAAGAUGUUGGUGGGUGGCGUUUCGAGGCGAUGAGUCGCUUCCGUAAUGCGAUCCGCUGGCGCUUGUCGCUGCGCUUCCUCCUCCCCUGCUUCGCAACUCUUUGCCCUCUAUUCUCAGGAAAAUAUGCUGCACACUCACAAGGAGUUGAUAAGAUCUCACAAUUGGACAUUAAAGCCUCAGAUCACAUGAAAUAUACCUUUAUUAAGGUCCUUGAUGACCAUGGGCCAGCAGGAGUUGUCAUCUGGACAGGAGGGUUCUGUUGCCUCCCAUGAAACAAGCCAGCCUCAACGCAUCAAAUUUAAAAGGCUUGACAAAACUGCAAAGCAUAUUAUGAAUAUUUUAGAUAACGAAGCAGUGGACAAAGUGCAAACUGAGAGAGAAAUUCCUGACAUAAGACCUGGGUAUAUCGUCGAGCUGAAAGUGGAGGUGCCUGAGAACAAGCGUCGAACAUCCAUCAUAAAAGGCAUCGUCAUAGCAAGGCGGAAUGCAGGUCUGAAUACCACAUUUAGAUUGCGUAGAUUGGCAGCUGGCGUUGGGGUUGAAUCCGUCUUCCCUUUAUACUCUCCGAACAUCAAGGAGAUGAAAGUCGUAGACAAGAAGAAAGUGAGGAGGGCAAAGCUUUAUUACCUCAGGGACAGGAUGAAUCCACUCAAGAAAUGAUGAUCUUAUCACCAGUUUGUUGUUAUUCUACUAGUUCAUAGUCCUCAUGUUAUCGAUUGUAUCAAGUUCCUAAUUUGGUAUUUGGCAUCUGAAGAGAUGUGGGUUUACUAUUGUUCGUUUUAA
Musa acuminata subsp. malaccensis (wild Malaysian banana) is the source of this 1149-nucleotide messenger RNA. The record is from RefSeq and is a predicted model, not a curated record. NCBI's taxonomy places the organism in Eukaryota, Viridiplantae, Streptophyta, Magnoliopsida, Zingiberales, Musaceae.